ACUACAACUCCCAGGAGGCUGCGCGGCGGACAGAGCGCCAGCCUUCCCAGAAUGCAGCGCAGCGGCUUCCCUGUUCGACUCGCUCCUCUCCCCGCUCCGCCUCCUUCCCUACCCGUCGUCAUCCGGGAGGGCCGGAGGUAGGGUGCGUCGUGAGCCGCCGGGAGGGGCCCGGGGCGGGGUGGAGGGAGGAUGGGAGGACGGAGGGGAGGGAGCUGAGAGAGGAGGGAGGGUAAAUAGUGGACCCGGCAGGAAGAUGGCGGCUGUAGCGGAGGUGUGAGUGGAUCUGGGUCUCUGCCGUUGGCUUGGCUCUUCCCGUCUUCCUCCCCUCCUCCCUCCCUGACUGAGGUUGGCAUCUAGGGGGCCGAGUUCAGGUGGCGGCGCCGGGCGCAGCGCAGGGGUCACGGCCACGGCGGCUGACGGCUGGAAGGGCAGGCUUUCUUCGCCGCUCGUCCUCCUUCCCCGGUCCGCUCGGUGUCAGGCGCGGCGGCGGCGGCGCAGCGGGCGCGCUUCGUCCCUCUUCCUGUUCCCUCACUCCCCGGAGCGGGCACUCUUGGCUGUGCCAUCCCCCGACCCUUCACCCCAGGGACUAGGCGCCUGCACUGGCGCAGCUCGCGGAGCGGGGGCCGGUCUCCUGCUCGGCUGUCGCGUCUCCAUGUCGGAUAACCAGAGCUGGAACUCGUCGGGCUCGGAGGAGGAUCCGGAGACGGAGUCCGGGCCGCCUGUGGAGCGCUGCGGGGUCCUCAGCAAGUGGACAAACUAUAUUCAUGGAUGGCAGGAUCGUUGGGUAGUUUUGAAAAACAAUACUUUGAGUUACUACAAAUCUGAAGAUGAAACAGAAUAUGGCUGUAGGGGAUCCAUCUGUCUUAGCAAGGCUGUGAUCACGCCUCAUGAUUUUGAUGAAUGUCGGUUUGAUAUUAGUGUAAAUGAUAGUGUUUGGUAUCUACGUGCUCAGGAUCCAGAUCACAGACAGCAGUGGAUAGAUGCCAUUGAACAGCACAAGACUGAAUCGGGAUAUGGAUCUGAGUCCAGCUUGCGUAGACAUGGCUCAAUGGUGUCACUGGUGUCUGGAGCAAGUGGCUAUUCUGCUACAUCCACAUCUUCUUUCAAGAAAGGCCACAGUUUACGUGAGAAAUUGGCUGAAAUGGAAACCUUUAGAGACAUCCUGUGUAGGCAGGUUGAUACUCUUCAGAAAUUCUUUGAUGUCUGUGCUGAUGCUGUCUCCAAGGAUGAACUUCAAAGGGAUAAAGUGGUAGAAGAUGAUGAAGAUGACUUCCCUACAACUCGUUCUGAUGGAGACUUCUUGCAUAAUGCCAACGGUAAUAAGGAAAAACUAUUUCCACAUGUAACACCAAAAGGAAUUAAUGGCAUAGACUUUAAAGGGGAAGCAAUAACUUUUAAAGCAACUACUGCUGGAAUCCUUGCUACACUUUCUCAUUGUAUUGAAUUAAUGGUAAAACGAGAAGAGAGCUGGCAAAAGAGACAUGAUAGGGAAGUGGAAAAGAGAAGACGAGUGGAGGAAGCCUACAAGAGUGUGAUGGAAGAACUUAAGAAGAAACCCCGUUAUGGAGGGCCAGAUUAUGAAGAAGGUCCAAACAGUCUGAUUAAUGAGGAAGAGUUUUUUGAUGCUGUUGAAGCUGCUCUUGACAGACAAGAUAAAAUAGAGGAACAGUCACAGAGUGAAAAAGUCAGGUUCCACUGGCCUACAUCACUGCCAUCCGGAGACACCUUUUCUUCUGCUGGGACCCAUAGAUUUGUACAAAAGCCCUAUAGUCGCUCUUCCUCCAUGUCUUCCAUUGAUCUAGUCAGUGCCUCUGACGAUGUUCACAGAUUCAGCUCCCAGGUUGAAGAAAUGGUACAGAACCACAUGAACUAUUCAUUACAGGAUGUAGGUGGUGAUGCAAAUUGGCAACUGGUUGUAGAGGAAGGAGAAAUGAAGGUAUACAGAAGAGAAGUCGAAGAAAAUGGAAUCGUUCUAGAUCCUUUGAAAGCUACUCAUGCAGUUAAAGGUGUUACAGGACAUGAGGUCUGCAAUUACUUUUGGAAUGUUGAUGUUCGCAAUGACUGGGAAACUACUAUAGAAAACUUUCAUGUGGUGGAAACAUUAGCUGAUAAUGCAAUCAUCAUUUAUCAAACGCACAAGAGAGUGUGGCCUGCUUCUCAGAGAGACGUAUUGUAUCUUUCUGCUAUUCGAAAGAUCCCAGCCUUGACUGAAAAUGACCCUGAAACUUGGAUAGUUUGUAAUUUUUCUGUGGAUCAUGAUAGUGCUCCUCUGAACAAUCGGUGUGUCCGCGCCAAAAUCAAUAUUGCUAUGAUUUGUCAAACUUUAGUAAGUCCACCAGAGGGAGACCAGGAGAUAAGCAGAGACAACAUUCUGUGCAAGAUUACAUAUGUAGCUAAUGUGAACCCAGGAGGAUGGGCGCCAGCAUCGGUGUUAAGAGCAGUGGCAAAGCGAGAAUACCCUAAGUUUCUAAAACGUUUUACUUCUUAUGUCCAAGAAAAAACUGCAGGGAAACCAAUUUUGUUUUAGUAUUAACAGUGACUGAAGCAAGGCUGUGUGACAUUCCAUGUUGGAGAAAGAAGGAAAAAAAAAAGAAUCCUCUAAGCUGGAACGCAGGAUCUACAGCCUUGACAGCCUUGUCUGUGGCCCAGGAAGAAACAUUGCAAUAGUAAAGCUGGGCAUCCAACACUAGCCAUCUCCUGCUAGAUCUCCUCGCUCAGCGUGUAACUAUAAAUACUGUAGAAUCACAUGGAUAUGGCUAUAUUUUUAUUUGCUUGCUCCUAGGAGUGAAAAAAAAUAACUUUGAAUUACAACUAGGAAUUAACCGAUGCUUUAAUUUUGAGGAACUUUUUCAGAAUUUUUUAUUUACCAUGGUCCAGCCUAAGAUCCUCAGUUGUAUCAGGUUUUGUGCACAAAAGAAAAGCACAAAAGUUGAACGCACCUGAGGCAUGUGCUCUCUGUGCACCAAAUAUUCAGAUGGGCUUCUUUUUAUAGGCCUACAGUCUGUGUCUGUGUCCGGAAGUUUUUGACUUUUUUGCUUUGUAUAAUCAUAGAAUCUAUUGCUGCUGAUUUCUAUAAGGAUUCAUGUUGUGUGUCUCUUCAUAACUGAGGACUGUCAAUAACCUGUGAUUUUUGCCUUUUCUAUAGUCUUACUCCCAUGAAGAACGUUGGUUCUGAUGGAGAAAGAAUGAAAAGCUUUAUUCCCCCCAGAUACCUUUAUAUUUUUAUUAUAUAUUUUAGUUGUGUACUAUGUGCUACCAACUUUUUUCAGUUUGUUACAAACACAAUUUGGUAAUUUUUAAAUUGGUUCUGCCUGCCUCCAGUCAGAGACAACUGUACAUCUCUUAUGGGUAUAGAGUACUUUAUAUACAGAGGUCAGGAUAAAGUGGGUUCAUAUUUUCCCUGAAAUUUGUAAGAGAAUAUAUGGUAUUACUUGUUAAACCAAAUCAGACUGUUUGAAUUUGACAUUUGAUUUAAUAUUUCUAGUAUUCUGUAACAAAUAUGGUAGUUUUUCUAGCUUGGAUUACUUUAAAUGAUAUAUCGAAGGUAUACAUAGAAAAUCUAAACAAUGCUCCAAUUUGCUUCUUGAUCAUAAAUUUCAGCAGAGCAGUAAAAUUUCACACUAUUCAAACUGAAAAAUGUCUUUAGUUGCUAUGAGAAGCUAACAUGUAAAAUACCUGAUUUAGUUGCAGUCCUCUAUGAGAAACUUUGAAGUGUGGAGUUGAGGCAAGGAAUGGCACUCACUUCAGUUGAGAUGACUGCCCACUUCAAACUCUUGCUUGUGUUUACAAGCAGAUGUAUUUAUGUAAAUCAGGCAUUUUGUAGAUGCUUUGCUGACUUGUUCCUCUCCUUAGAAACACAAAAAUCAGACCCUUUUGUAAAGCAGAGAGUCAUGUCAUGUAAAACAUGACCUGUAUAUAUUCCAUACAUUGAAAUGGAGUCUAAAGAUGAAUGCAAGGUGUGAUAAUUUAAUGAUGGGAUUAGUCUGAUCACUUAAUAUGCACAAUCCUGGAAGUGAAUUACUUGCAUCAGAUAGAAUGAUAUUUAUUACUCUGUACAGAGAGAAAAGUACAUAUAAAACAUAGAGCUUACAUUACAUGCACGCAGUUUCAUGUCCCAUAAAUCUUUUAUAUUUUUUAAUUUACCUUUCUCUAAAUGGUGUGCAUGGAAUAUGCCUUAUUACAGAAAUGCUAUUCAUAAUUUGACUCUGUGGAAAAGUGCCUAUAUGAUGGUAAUGCUAGGAAGGCAAGGACGACAGAUUAUCAUACCAGUUUACAUCACCAGUUAACAUUUUAUAUUGUGAUGUUUAAAAAAAGAAAAGUUUAUACCUCAAAUGUGUAUUUUAUUUUGCAAUCAGCUGUGGGGUUGGGAUGGGAGAAUGGGGAGGGUUGGGAGGGAAAGUUUAUUUGCCAUAGGCACUUUUGAGAAUCUUAGGGGAAAAAAACAAAAAACAAACAAAUUUAAAAAAAAAAAAAGCAAAAACAAAACUCUCUACACCCACUACAAAUGUUCCUCUAUUUGCAUUUCUGGUUACUGUGAUGAACCAGGCAAAUAACUCUUUCAAAACUAAAUUGGAUAGCUUUAUUUUACAAACAUGCGCAAAGUUAUAAAGCAGGGUCUGCAUCUAAUUAUCACCAGUUACAUUUGCACUAAAUGUGGUGAUAAUCUUUUACAAUUUAUUCUGUAAAUAAAAUGUUACACUAAAAAUGUUUGUAGUAAAAAAGAUAAGCAAUGAUCAUUUUACCUUUCGGUAAUUGACUGGUACUUUAUUGGAGAUAACCCUGCCCAGUCCGAUUUAGAAUUGAGUUCAGAGAUACUGAAAAUACUCAGUCAAAGUUAGGAGGAGCGCUGGCCAUGUUACAAUAUUCAGACCCUCAAGAAUUACUUUCUUUUGGCUAAUUUCUACAUAUUGAAUAUUGUUUCUUCAUACCUGGGUAUUUAUUUAUCUUAGCUGAAGCCCCCAUCCUACACCCUCCCCCAAAACAAGCCCCUUUAUUCAAUUCUACUGGAUCAUUCUGUUGAUGUUAGACACCUGAAAAAUACUGGUGAUGCAGGGAUUUGUCCCUGCAUGUAAGAAAAUGUGAUGAGGGAGCACAGUGCUCCUCUUGGGAUUGAGGAUUCCAUAUUUAAGGUGGAGAAACUUGAUUUGGUGUUGCUAUAGGAAGAGCAGCAAAGGAAAGAGGGAGGAGCCUAACUAAGAGAGAUGUGUGGAGGCAAAGUAAAGUAAAGGAAACAUGGUUCUCACCUGCUUGUUUCCAUGACUACCUUAUACACCUAUACAAUAGCAGUGUCAGUUGCUACAGAAUUUUAGCUGGGCUGAGCUGGUUCACUUGUGAAAUUGUGCUGGUUAUCUUUAAACUUAUCAGUUGUUUGUCCGAUCAGACACUGACCAGUAUUUAGUCCAGACUGUACAGGCGAUGUAUUUGGAUUGUUGUCGUUGUUCAUCUACAGACUCAAAACAUAAUCAUUUUAAAGUACCUUGGGAGUGUGUAGAGUGUAACUAUAAUAGCUUUAUGAUUCUGAUGAUGUUUUUUAAAAAUAUAAAGGAUGGAUCUUCCAUGUUACAAUCACAAAAUUAAAACCAGUAUUUAAAAGUGGAGAAGUAUUAAAAUAUUAUGGAUAAAUAUGA
Messenger RNA from Mastomys coucha (southern multimammate mouse), 5627 nucleotides. RefSeq names its product ceramide transporter 1 (gene Cert1). The transcript has 18 exons. Gene Ontology annotation, molecular function: phosphatidylinositol-4-phosphate binding. The coding region runs from base 653 to 2527 and encodes 624 amino acids. Gene Ontology annotation, cellular component: Golgi apparatus. The record is from RefSeq and is a predicted model, not a curated record. NCBI's taxonomy places the organism in Eukaryota, Metazoa, Chordata, Mammalia, Rodentia, Muridae. Gene Ontology annotation, biological process: ER to Golgi ceramide transport.